Molecule: messenger RNA, 615 nt
Organism: Arabidopsis lyrata subsp. lyrata
Lineage: Eukaryota; Viridiplantae; Streptophyta; Magnoliopsida; Brassicales; Brassicaceae
Product: indole-3-acetic acid-induced protein ARG7
Exons: 1
Coding region: 204-536 (110 amino acids)
Biological process (GO): response to auxin
Source: RefSeq, a predicted model, not a curated record
AGACGACAUGGUCCAAAAAAAUCAUUACCCAUACCUAUUCAUCCAUAUUAUAGUAUACAUACAUUAAAUAGAUAUACAGUGGACCUAUGUUUGUGACUUUGUGUAUAAAUACACACGUACGACAUCAAUACUAAUUCUCUACAUUUUAUCUCACACUAAACCCCAAAAACGUCUCUCUCUCUUUCUCAUUCUCUCUCAUAAACAUGAUGAAGAAGAGCAAGCUGAUCACAAAGGCAUGGAAGCAAAUGUCAAGCAGAGUUGCCAAACACCACGUCGCCACUAAUGAUCAAUAUCAUAUACCACAUGACGUACCAAAGGGGCACCUAGUGGUGUACGUUGGUAAAGAAGAGGAAAGUUACAAGAGGUUCGUUAUAAAGAUCACGUUGCUUCACGAUCCCCUCUUCAGGGCUUUGCUUGAUCAAUCAAAAGAUGAAGCUUAUGACGAUUUCACUUCCGGAGAUUCCAAGCUUUGUAUUCCCUGUGAAGAAAGUCUCUUCCUUGAGGUCAUCCGUUGUGCUUCUCCUCGUUAUUCUUGAUGAGUCUUUGAUCACGAAGAGGGUUCUCCGUACUUCGAAGUUCUAACGUUUAGGGUUUUUGAUAAUGGGAGAGGAUCCA